CUAUUCAGCAAAUUUUGAUAUGCAUGUAUAGGAUCGACGAUAAAAAACUUAUUCGAGUAUAUUCCAACCUAUAAGCAAAGCGAGAAAAGUGAGAAACGAAAUAACUCGACAUUGAGUGCUUUCAACUGACGAAAACUGAGUGCAAGUUUGUGAUUUAUCGUUUCUGCUGGAAAUUCGAACCAUGUCUUCACACGAAAUGAAACCGCUCGUGGACGGUACAAAGAGACGAAUCAAUUCAAUAACGUCUUUAGAACACGAAGCAGUAACAGAAAUGGGGCUGAAAGAAGGCGUGGAACAAGAAAAAGUCUGGGUGCAAGUUUUAGCGGAUACAGUUGCCUGCCUAUCUGCAGUAUCUGUGGGACUGUUGUUCUCGUGGACUUCUCCCUUCAUAGUGAAGAUAACCGGUGACAAAAUCAACUACGACAUCACCGAUGAUGAAGCUCUCUACCUCACAGUCAUUCCCCCCAUAGCGAUGGUCCUCUGCUGCCCAAUUUUCUCCAAGCUGUGCGACAUCAUCGGCAGAAAACGUACCCUGAUGCUGAUUACCAUCCCCCAUCUGAUGAGCUGGAUCCUCACGAUAGUUUCAUCGAACAUUUUCGUUCUGUACUUCUCAAGAUUCUGGGCUGGUGCAGGUGACGGAUGUCUCUUCGCGGCUCUUCCCAUGUACGUUGGGGAGGUGUCCACGCCAAGGGUGCGAGGAAUAUGGGGAAAUUUAGUAAACGUUUUCACGUAUUUCGGGGUGUUCCUGAUAAACGCCAUAGGAUCUCAGUUCAGCGUAGAAAUGACUGCUUAUAUAUGUAUUCCCCUUCCUAUAAUCUUCUGUAUUGCCAUGAGUUACAUGCCCGAAUCUCCCUAUUGGUUCAUAAUGAGAGAUAGGGAAGACGAUGCCAAAGCUUCGCUUAGACGCCUGAGAUCCAAAGAAAACGUUGACGACAUCUACCUGCAGCUGAAAUCAGACGUGGCCAGACAAAUGUCAGAAAAGGGCACUUGGACGGACCUGUUCAUGAACGAAACCAACAGAAAAGCCCUGAUAGCAGGAAUCUUCCUUAGAGUGUCUCAGCUACUUGGAGGAGUAACAGUAUUCAGUGUAUAUACUCAAUACAUUUUUGAACAAUCUGGUGCCGAGCUGAGCUCAGAAAUACCAGCGAUGAUCUAUACCGGUUUGUGCUUCGUCCUGAUAUUCAUCGCAGGAUUCGUAGUGGAAAAAUUCGGGAGACGUAAAACGUUUAUGAACUCCAUACUUUUCUGCGGUAUCGUGUUGUUGCUCGAGGGUAUUUAUUUCUAUUUGGACACAGAAGUAGCGAGCGUGGAUCUGUCUUCUAUUAAAUGGUUUCCUAUAGUAGGAAUGAUCCUGUAUAUAAUAUUUUGCUCUUUCGGAAUUAUCCUCAUCCCCACGCUCAUGUUGGCUGAACUUUUUUCAGCCAGUGUCAAAGCCAAAGGUGUGAGCGUGUUGGUGAUGACAUUUGGUAUUAUGUUAUUUGUUGCUAAUAAUCUAUUCAAUUUGCUCAAAGUCCAUGUGGGGAUGUACGCUCCAUUUUUGUUCUUUGGUGUGAGUAAUCUGAUAUCAACGUUCCUUACUUUAUAUUUUGUGCCAGAAACCAGUGGGAAAACUUUGGAAGAAAUACAACAAAGUUUGAAAAAACAAUCAGGAGUAGUAUAGAAAAUGUUUAUUUAUUUAUUUAAUUCUUUAUUUUAUUACGCUUGUAGCCUAAUGUGAAUAAUUAGAAUUAAGAUUUUAUGAUAAGAAAGAAAAAGACUUAUUUUAAUAUUAAAAAUAAAAAAUCA
Messenger RNA from Leptinotarsa decemlineata (Colorado potato beetle), 1785 nucleotides. RefSeq names its product facilitated trehalose transporter Tret1. Gene Ontology annotation, cellular component: membrane. Gene Ontology annotation, molecular function: transmembrane transporter activity. The record is from RefSeq and is a predicted model, not a curated record. Gene Ontology annotation, biological process: transmembrane transport. NCBI's taxonomy places the organism in Eukaryota, Metazoa, Arthropoda, Insecta, Coleoptera, Chrysomelidae.